GAGUUUAAAAGAAGUCAAGAAUAUUGAGCUCGAGAAAAAUGGAACAAUACCCACUACUUUGACUAGGAAUUACAAUUAUUAGAGACAAACUGAGACUUCCAUUUUCCUCGGGGGCCCAUCACCAGUCAAUCUGGAAAUAUCUGAUGCUCCAGAGUCAAGAGUCAAGCUUUGAUCAUAUAUUUCUGCUGUUCUAAGGUUCAAAGUCAUUUAUUUAUUGGCAUUUUGGGGUUAGUUGAAUCACGAUAUAUUGUUUAUGAAGGCAACGCGAUUUACGUGAUUGGUCCUUCAUUUAUAUAUCGUGCUAUUCCUGCAACUCCAGAGCUGGUGGAACCGAUCUGCUCUGCUUUGUAGAUUCGCACUUGAUUGGUGGAACUGAUCUUAGCAUCUUUGAUUUUACAACUGAAGUUGAACUAGUCAGUUAUUGAUACCAAACGAUUGGUGACCAUGUUUGGCCUUUGGGGAAAGUCUCAUCAUCAGGAGAAUGAUUCAUUGCAGCCUGAAGGGAAGAUCAACGAGCUGAAGGCUGCAAUUGGACCUCUAUCGGGACGUAGUUUGCAGUUCUGUUCUGAUGCAUGCUUCAGGAGGUACUUGGAUGCAAGGAUUGGGAAUGUUGAGAAGUCGAAGAAAAUGUUGGAGGAUACACUCAAAUGGAGGUCAAGUUAUAAGCCUGAGGAAAUCAGUUGGCCUGAAGUUGCAGAAGAAGGUGAGACUGGAAAAGUUUAUAGAGCUAAUUUUCAUGACCGUCAUGGGAGGACUGUUCUGAUUUUGAGACCAGCAAUGCAGAACACAAUGUCGUUGGACAAUAACAUCAAGCACUUGGUGUAUCUUAUAGAGAAUGCUGUCUUUAACCUUCCAGAAGGUCAGGAACAAAUGGCUUGGUUGAUAGACUUUACCGGGUGGACACUGAAUACAUCUGUGCCUGUCAAAUCAGCACGCGAUACCAUCAAUAUUUUACAGAACCACUAUCCUGAGAGGCUAGCAGUGGCAUUUCUCUACAACCCUCCACGGAUUUUUGAAGCAUUUUGGAAGAUUGUCAAGUACUUCUUGGAAAAUAAGACAUUUCACAAAGUUAAGUUUGUUUACCCGAAGAAGAAAGACAGCGUGGAGCUUAUGAAACAGUAUUUUGAUGAGGAAAAUCUGCCUACUGAGUUUGGAGGAAAAGCCAUUCUAGAGUAUAACCACGAGGAGUUCUCAAAAAUGAUGACCCAAGAUGAUGUGAGAUCGGCUGCUUUUUGGGGCCGUGAUAACAAGUUACUUCAUGCUAGCAAUGGCCAUUUUGGAGCCGAGGUAGCUCCUGCACCAGCUUGCGUUGCGCCAGCAGCUAGUUGAGACGAUGUGCUCAUAAUAUUGAUAAUUUAGAAUAAAUGAGGUGGUUUAACGAGAGAGCUGGUAAACUAACAUGAGCUAGUUAUCGAAGUCUUCAAAGUUCCGCUGAAACCUCUCUUGCAGGUGUAUCUGAAUGUCGUGAUGAGAGAGGCUCCCUGGACUGUUAGAGGCUACAUUGCCAUUCAAAGACAGAAGAUUGUACUUGACUACGUGUAUUCUAGUAACUACUGUAAACUGUUGAAUGUUCAAUUAUGAAAUGCUUGAAGAUGGUAGUUCGCUGUGUA
Argentina anserina (silverweed cinquefoil) is the source of this 1610-nucleotide messenger RNA. RefSeq lists its product as uncharacterized. The coding region runs from base 445 to 1329 and encodes 294 amino acids. The record is from RefSeq and is a predicted model, not a curated record. The transcript is spliced from 6 exons. NCBI's taxonomy places the organism in Eukaryota, Viridiplantae, Streptophyta, Magnoliopsida, Rosales, Rosaceae. Gene Ontology annotation, molecular function: phosphatidylinositol transfer activity.